AUGGCGCUGGCGGACGACCCCCCCGAGGUGUGGGUGGUGGACGUGGGGCGCGACCGCGAGGCCACCAAGGACGCGCUCGUCACGGCCGUCAAUGACGCCACGGCCGUCAUUUAUCGCGUGCUGCUGCGACUCGUCACCACUGGCGCCUCGCCGGUUGGCGCAGGGCAUGCAGCGGGAGGCGGAGCGGCGGGAGGAGUAGGCGAGGGUGAGAAGGGUGCAGUGGGUGAGGAAGAGCGGGACUCGCCGCAUGCGAUGCUGCUGCCGUACAAAGAGUUUGCAGAGAAGAUGGACGUGGCGGCGGACACGUUCGUGGCCCCCACGGACAAGCGCGAGAGGGCGCUGUGCCACGCCGUGCUGGCCGGGGAGGCCUCGCGCCUCUACAUUGGCCAGCGCAAGAAGCUGUUCAGCAAGAGUUCAAACCUACCGGCAUACUGUGCAAAGCACCUGCCAUACACAUGCGACAUCAUAGUGGUGCAGGCCGGCCGCAAGGUCAAGCACUUGCAGGGCGUGCUCUCCCCUGACACCCUCGCCCCACCCGCCCCUAGAGCCUCUGCUGCUGCUGCCGCCGCUGCUGCAUCUGCUGCUCCCGUUCCUGCGUCUGCUUCCGCUUCCGCUUCUGCCUCCCCCUCUGCGUCUGCAUCUCCUGCUGCUGCCAAGGCAGGAGGCGUGAGCGCGCUUCUGAGCCGCUCUGCAUCGUCCCGCUCUCCCUCCUGCAGCCCGCCUCUCUCCCCGUCCGCUUCGGGCCCCUCCCCCGCACAGCCGCGCAUGCAGAGAGGGAGGAGCCUGGGCCGCGGCACGCUAGGGGCAGGGCCUAGACUCGCAGAGGGGGAGGUGGGGGGGCUGGCGCAGGUGGAAGAAGGGCAUGAGGGGCGAGGGGCAGCAGGGGGGCGGGACGGGCGGGAAGGUAUGGCACAGCUGUUGAACGAGAGUAAUGUUCCUCACGGCAAGCAGGCAGCGCGUCUGGAUACCGCUGCUGCCUCUCCUGCUGCUGCUGCCGCUGCUGCUGCGGCAGCAGGCAUGGUGGUAGGUCCGUCAGCGGAUUCUGGGGCAGCAGCGGCAGCAGGGGCAGCAGGGGCAGCAGGGGCAGCAGGGGCGUCAGGGGCAGGCGGCACAAGAGGGGUUCCGCCCCAGGCGUUGGACCUGAGGCACCUCGUGCUGGCGCGCAAAGAACUGGCCGCCCUGGCGUUUGCUCAGGCCGCCGCCACCACAGGGGGGGACGCUGGGGAGGCAGGGGGCGGGGGAGGGCGACGGGGAGGAGGAGGAGGAGGGGGAGGAGGAGGAGGAGGAGGAGGAGGAGGGUCCAUCAUUGGAUGGGAGAGCCCGGGGCCUAGCGGGGGGCAGCAGCAGGGCUUCUCUUCUGCCACAAGCUCGGCAGUGAAUUCCCCACGGCUCAAGCGUGCUCUCUCUGCUAGUUACUCCUCUGCUGCCUCCUCUGGUCUCACCCCAGGCCUCACCCCCGGCACAGGCUCUCCCGCCAUGGGCUCUCCUGGCAUGGCCAUGGGAGUCUUUGGGUUUGCCUCUCCGUCUCCUGGCAGCAGCCUUCUGAAUAGCCCUUCUGUGGCGUCCCCGCUUGCGCGGGCUGUUGCUGCUGGCGGCUUUGCUGGUGUGCCUCCUGCCGGGUUUCACUGGGGCUUGCAGGUAGCACUGCAACAGCAGCAGCAGCAACAGUUGCAUCGGCUGAGCAAUGUGGGUGCUGCUGCUGCUGCUGCGGCUGGUGGAGAUGCAGCAGCAAUGGAAGGAGUGGAUGAGGAGUGGAGCAGUGGCAGGAGCAGCGGCAGGAGCAGUGUGGGGGCAGGGAUGGGUAGGGAGGAGUUGAGGUCGGUGGCUGGUGGUGACACAGGCGGUGUGCUUGGGGGAGAGGUGGGUCCUUUUGAGGUGCAGGGUGUGGGCGAGGGGCAAGGGGAGAAGGGUGGCCACACAGCCGCGCACCUCCCCCCACACUCUCUCCCCCCGUCCGUCCCACCGCCACCACACCAGCCCCCGUUCCCGAUCCCCUUCUCCCCAUCCUUCCCUUUCGCCAUGCAGCACUCGCUCUCUCUCCCAGCGUCCGUGCCCACGUCCCUGCCAUCCAUGGGCGUGCCAGCCGGCGCGAGGGAGCGAGCAGAGGUGCAGGUACUACUGGUGGAGCUGGCACGCGUGCAGCAGCAGGCGCGGUCUGCACAGGAGGCAGCAGAGAGAGCGGAUCGCGAGGCGAGGGAGGCGAGGGAGGAGGCUCGGAGGGCUGCGGAGAGUGCUGCAGCGGAGGCGGAGAGGAGGAUGAAAGCUGAGAUGGAACGAGAGGUGGCGAAGAGGAAGGCGGAUGAGGAGUCGAAGCGGGCCGCAGCAGCAGAAGCAGAGGCAGAGCGCGUGCGGCACGAGGCAACCGAGCUGGCAGCAGCAGCGUCCGCCACUCUCGCCAAAGCACAGGAGCAAUACGCACUCAGCCGACAAGUGCAGCAGCAGCAGCAGCUACAGCAGGAGUUCAGAGAGUAUAGCAUUGAGGAGCUGGCGCGUGCGUGCGACAUGUGGGACGAGGAGAACCUGGUGGGCGAGGGCGGGUACGGCACGGUGUAUCGCGGCAUGCUGGAGCACUGCCCUGUGGCCGUCAAGUGCCUCAAGACCGCCAACAGCAACCAGGCUCUGAAAGAGUUCAAGAAGGAGAUGGACGUGCAGAGGGGGCUGCGGCACCCGACGGUGGUGCUGCUGAUAGGGUGCUGCCACGACCCGCCGUGCCUGGUGUACGAGCUCAUGCCGCACGGCUCGCUGUACGACCGCCUCGUGUGCGACCAGGGCUCGCCCCCCCUGCCCUGGAACCACCGCUUCAAUAUCUUUGAAGACACCUGCAAGGCUCUCAUUCACCUGCACAACCGCCACCCCGCCAUCGUGCAUCUGGACCUGAAGCCAGCCAACAUCCUCUUAGACGGCAACAUGCGGGCAAAACUCGGUGACGUAGGUCUAGCACGCUUCAUGGUGGGCAUGGACAGCGGCAAGAGCUUCAUACAGCAGUCCGUGGCCGUGGGCACGUUUGGCUACGUGGACCCGCACUUCCUGCGCACGGGCCAGUUCAGCCGCGAGUCCGACAUCUACUCCCUCGGCAUGGUUCUCCUCGACAUGCUCCGCGGGAUCGACACCUCUAAGAAACCCGCCGGAGGCGGAGGGGGAGGAGCAGGGGGAGCGGCGCGGCGGCACGUGGGGGACCGGAUGGCGGCGUUGGAGGGGCUGGAGGCGUGUGUGGCGGCGGGGGAUGUGGAGCGGCUGCAGGGGUUGCUGGAUCCGACGGCUGGCACGUGGCCGCCGGGGAUUGCGAUGCGGCUGGUGGAGAUCGCGCGGCGGUGCGCAGCGUUCAAGCGCAAGGAGCGGCCGGAGCUGUCGCGAGACGUGAUGGCGAUGCUGGCCGAGAUGAAACCCGCUGUCAUGCGCGCUGCCAAGCAGCAGAGGGACCUGGGUCUGCUCAAAGAUGACUCGUGGGGUGGCGGCGGAGGUGGUGGUGGUGGUGCUGGUGGGAUGGGGGUGCCUGGGCGAGGUGGGGGCGGUGCAGUGGGGAGUGCGACGACGCGGUCGGGCGUGCAGGUGCCUGAUGGGUUCCGAUGCCCCAUUACCAUGGAGCUGAUGCAGUGGCCAGUAAUAGCAGGGGACGGGCACACGUACGAGCGGGCAGCCAUGCAGCAGUGGCUACAGCAGCACUCCGUGUCCCCGCGCACGGGGCGGGCCUUACCGCACACGCACCUGCAGGACAACCUGCUCGUGCGCUCCCUCAUUGCUGACUGGGUCGCCUGCCAUGGCGGCCUGCUGCUCCGGUCGGAGGUGCUGGAGGAGGGCUGCUCAGAAGGCCCCUCGGAGGAAGGCGGUGACACAACGGGGUACGCGGAGGGCGAGGGGGACGAGGAGGGGGCGCAGGACUGGGCGUCCUAUGUGGAGGAGCUGGGGGAUGACCUCCUCCUGCAAGGCGCUGGCCUGCCGCUGGGUAUUCACAGUGAAGUGUGUGUCCCGGGCGAUGCCAGUAUGCCAGGAACAAACGGUGCAGAUGGGCUCCCUGCGGUUGGCGCGCCUGCAGCCCACAAGGUGAAGGAUGCGGCUUCAGUGUGA
Messenger RNA from Closterium sp. Naga37s-1, 4065 nucleotides. Lineage: Eukaryota; Viridiplantae; Streptophyta; Zygnematophyceae; Desmidiales; Closteriaceae. The record is from the annotation of a GenBank genome assembly.